Messenger RNA from Cottoperca gobio, 879 nucleotides. RefSeq names its product sperm microtubule associated protein 2 (gene spmap2). The transcript is spliced from 7 exons. The record is from RefSeq and is a predicted model, not a curated record. Gene Ontology annotation, biological process: spermatogenesis. Bases 100 to 810 code for a protein of 236 amino acids. Lineage: Eukaryota; Metazoa; Chordata; Actinopteri; Perciformes; Bovichtidae.
GUCGGUGUCAGCGCGAGAGAACACGGCGCAGUACAGGAGGAUGGCCUUCUGACAAGGGAUCAAUAUGCUCUUCUUCCCUCAACAGCUUGAACUGUUUUCAUGGCAACUCUGACGCAGAACCUCGCUCAACCCAAACCCAACCAACUCAGAUAUCCAGACCGUCGUUCUGUUUACUGGCUGGAUCAGCUGCCACCAGAGAAGACUGGAUCCACCACCAAAUCCGAGUUAACCCCUCGCUGGUCGGAGCUAUGUAGAAGUAAAAAGUUCUACACUCAAGUGACACUUUCUCCCAUAUGGGAGGUGAGUGAAUCGGCUCUCAGAGCCGUCCCAUCCGAUCGGCUGUGUAAUCUGGCUCAACCUCGGGCCCCUGCAGCUGGCUGGCAGCGGGAACGCCCACUUCUUGCCCGUUUGAACAGAAUGACGCAGACGGCAGUCGCAACUUCACGAAUUUGCCAGCUUUCCCAACCAAAAAGAAGGCCCGUUCUGGAGGGUUCCGGGCAGCAAUCUAAACCUGCACCUCUGACUCAUGUACCCUGCAAGGCAUCGGCACACAUAGAGCUACUUGCUACCCCGAAGCACGACCACCCCAAGUUCGAAGGACAGCGCUCCGAGUGCUGGCCCGUCUCCAGAGUGGCGAGAAACUGCGUAGCCAGCCAGAGACUUCUUGAGCUGUCCGAUCCCAAAGAGAGGAAAGCUCUGUUUGAGGGAUACGACCCUUACGUAGUUAGCCGGGCAGCCCGCUCUGCCAGCCCCUCACCUCGGAUUCAACAGCUCUGUCUACCUCUGCCUCGCAAAUGUAUCUCAAACUAAGAGAGAUGAGAUUUGAUUUCUGGAGUGUUGAUUGUUGUUCUUUUCCUCAAUGUGAUUAAAGUUGUUUCC